CUCGGGGAGAUGUGGUCUAUCUAUUGUUGAUGAGACAAAAGCGCGAGUCAGAUUCAUAUAGGAGUGGCGGGGAAUAACUUCUCAUAUCCUCAUAUCACAGUCACAAAGCCACCCAGCAAAACUCCAAUAACCCCAACACUUCUUUCUGGACAUGGGUUGUUAUGAUUGCUGUAUCCGGUGCCUUGGGGCAGUGCCCUACCCAUCCCUGGUUGCCACCCUGCUGUUCUAUGCUGGCGUGGCAUUAUUUUGUGGCUGUGGGCACGAAGCGUUGGCCAAUACCGAAGUCCUCGUCGAGACUUACUUUGCCCGCAACGUUCAGGACUAUGUGGUCAUGGCCUCUUUUAUCAAAUACUUCCAGUACGUGAUCUACGGCCUGGCGUCAUUUUUCUUCCUCUAUGGCAUCCUGCUGCUGGCUGAGGGUUUCUACACCACAAGUGCAGUCAAGCAGACUUUUGGCGAAUUCAGGAGUACCCAGUGUGGCCGCUGCCUCAGCCUGACGUUUAUCAUAGUGACGUACAUCUUGGCCUUCAUCUGGCUGGCAGUGUUUGCCUUCACUGCCAUCCCCGUUCUCUUCUUGUUCAACAUGGAGCAGACCUGCCACAACAUCAACAUCCUGGCUGAAACAACCCCCAGCAUUAAUCAGCAUGGCUGGAUUUGCAUGGACGCCAGGCAGUAUGGUCUGCUCCCUUGGAAUGCAAUGCCAGGCAAGGCUUGUGGAAUGACCUUGGCAUCUAUUUGCAAAACCAGCGAAUUCUACGUCACUUAUGACUUGUACAUAGCUGCAUUCGCCGGUGCUGGGGUCACUCUCUUGGCACUGUUCCUGUAUCUGGUCGCCACCACCUACAACUACGCAGUCUUGCGGUUCCUGGGCAGAAAAGGGAUCCGCUAAGAGCAACGCCAUAGUCAACCCCAACCGUCUGGCUUUGAGAUGGACAGUCAACAUUAUGCAACACUAGAUUUACAUGUAUCCUCUGGGAAACGGCAACUUCCAAACCUGGAUCGCCUGCUAGUAUUUCUUUAGACGUGUCCAAUAACAAAAGACAAAAUGUUUCUCAUCACUGUUAAGCAUGAACAACAGACAGAGAGAUGAAGAUAAUUCACACCCGGCGAUGAGCUCUGGCCUGCUCCUCAAAUCCUCCUCUCAGAUGAUUCUCUUAGCUUUGUUGUUCAUUUCCCUUUUUGCAGGUUGUGUCUCUCAUUUUAUCUUUUCUGUGAGGCUUCACUGGUGCUGAUUGUGAUGUAUGAUGUUUCAUGAAUAAUUAAGAGAAAUGACAGCUUGCCUUGCGAGUCAUAACUGCGUGCGCACCACUCAGUGUUUACUGAUGCACAUAUUGGUUCUGAAUAUGAUUUUGCUGCUGCCUCAUUAUCACCAUCUUGCGUAUCAACAUUGUGUGAACUAAAGCAAGUGAAGCUGGAUGUACCAAAGUUUCUCUUUGAGCUUUUCACUUCACAAAAACAGAAAAAAAAGUACUUUGCAUUCACUCACAAUGCAUUUUUUGCUUUGCAGGGGGGUGAAACAAAUAUCUGUAUUCCUGGAGGUAUUUUGGUGAGAGCUUAAAAUGAGCUACCCGAGGGGGUUGAUGCUUCAAUAACUGAUCUCCAGGUGACUUGUGUUUAAUGUGUUGCCCUGCUGCUUGGUCUGGUGUGUGCUUAUUUGAAAUUAAGGCUGAUUAAACCAUUUACAUCUGAGGCAA
Stegastes partitus (bicolor damselfish) is the source of this 1694-nucleotide messenger RNA. RefSeq names its product proteolipid protein 1b (gene plp1b). Lineage: Eukaryota; Metazoa; Chordata; Actinopteri; Pomacentridae. The transcript has 7 exons. Gene Ontology annotation, molecular function: structural constituent of myelin sheath. Gene Ontology annotation, cellular component: plasma membrane; myelin sheath. The record is from RefSeq and is a predicted model, not a curated record. Bases 152 to 889 code for a protein of 245 amino acids. Gene Ontology annotation, biological process: central nervous system myelination; axon development.